AGUCUUCUCGCUGGCUCUCAUGACGGCGGCAGCAUGGAAUGCUUUGCAGUGAACGUGCAAGAUCCGCAAGGAAUGCUAACAAAGGCUCUUCUUGUGUAUCCGGGAAUAUCCGGCAGGGACGUUCAACAGGCGUUGAGAGCUGCGUUUUCGCUCCCAGACAAGGUGGCGGGGCUCGUGGAUCCGUCUCUCGAUACAUAUUUUCCAGUCAGCUUCAUAUCCAGAGCCCCAAAGUAUUUUUCGGAGCGGGCCCCAUGCCGCAUUGUGCCUGUCCUCGGAGGUACUGCAAAGCAGGGGCGUGCCACGGGGAGUAAAGACAACAUGGAAGCAAGCGAGUCAGGCCGCAAGGAUACCUUGGAAAAUAUUCUCCAAGAAUUGUUUUCGGCAGACGCCGCAGCACCCAACACCACGGUGAACACAGGUUUGGCGGUGCUAAGAAGGAGAUUGAGACUCGUCGCGUUUCCCGCAGACAAAGUUUUGGAUGCUCUCUGUGCCACUGCAGCAAGUGAUGGGCAACUGACCAGGUCUGUGCCAGAUCGCUGAGAUUUCACCCGCAACUUCAUUAUAACUCCCGAUGUUCUGAUCUUGCUGGGAUAACCCAACUCUUCGGAAAGGGUUGCAAUCUCGUACGCUUACCUUGCUGCAUUUCUUUCAUUUUUCCGUGGACACGAAACCGCCCACGGAAAUAAUCGAUCCCUUCAGUCAUGCCAGGGAGCUCCAUCUUACAAUCGUAGCGACCUUUCGUCUCACCUGCCGGGCGUCCUCAGAGCCGAGUUCGAUGCCGACUUGAAGCACUUGGCGAAAA
Messenger RNA from Ectocarpus sp. CCAP 1310/34, 802 nucleotides. The record is from the annotation of a GenBank genome assembly. Lineage: Eukaryota; Phaeophyceae; Ectocarpales; Ectocarpaceae.